GGAAGGAGCUCGAAAGAGGCCCCUGGAAUCUAACAGGCAGACUGGACAAACAGGCGGGGCAAAUAUCACGGAAAAGGCCAAGAAGCUUCAGGGACGCUCUUGAGAGACCAGCCCUAUGUGGAGGGAGGACUGGGAGUCCAGCCAGUAGGAACCUCACAGGCGCGACGUGGCUCGAAUUAGGCUCCUAAGCAUCCAUGAGCUCAGAAGCUCUCCCAGAGACGGCAAGGGCUGAGCUCGAGACCAGAGGCGGAUGCAGAUUGGAAAGUGCUUCUCCUUCAUCACGACCUACCAGGGAUGUUGCCUGGAAUGCAGUGUGUAAGGUCAUGAAGGUUUUGUGAUGGUGCAAUGCUCUGCAGUUUCAGCGUCAAAAGUAAACAGCCUCAACAGUCUGAAAUUCCAGGCGGGAACCAGCAAGUUGGUGCAAAACGUGGACCAAUGGCAAGGCAUUCCGCAUUUCAAUUUCAGAUCCAGUCCCACCGAGUCUCACAACAUGGCUCAGAUCCCAUCUAGAAUGUUCUGUUCCAUUGCAGGGGUCCCUUCUUGGAGAGGCAUCCUAACAAGCUGAAGCCUCUGUGAUCUGAUGAACGAGAUCAGAUCAAAACAGGAUGUCUGUCUCAUGCGAGGACACCAGGGACCUAUUCGUGGAUGACGGAUGGGAGCAAAGUAUUUGUCAUCACUGAAGCUGAUGUGUGACUAUAGUCGACCCUUGAACCAUGGGCCCAUCAGGGCACUGAAUCUUCUGCACAGUUGAAUAUCCACGCAUAACCUUGACUCCCCCCAAAGUUAACUAUGAAUAGCCCACUGUUGACUGGAAGCCUUACAGAUAACGAACAAGGAAAUCCCCCCAAAUCUGAAAAAUACACCAUGAAGUGCAGUGAAAAGGACUCAGCAGAUUCCAAAGACAGUGAUUUGGUGAGAAAGAAAUUGGACUGGUCCUGCUCGCUCAUUGUGGCCUCUCUCGUGGGUGCCUUUGGCUCAUCCUUCCUCUACGGGUACAACCUCUCAGUGGUGAACGCCCCCACUCGGUACAUCAAGUCCUUCUACAAUGAAUCGUGGGAAAGAAGGCAUGGGCAUCCUAUAGACCCAGAUACUCUGACUCUACUCUGGUCUGUGACGGUGUCCAUAUUCGCCAUUGGUGGCCUCGUGGGGACUUUAAUGGUGAAGCUGAUCGGAAAAGUUCUUGGGAGGAAGUAUACUCUGCUGGUCAACAAUGGGUUUGCAAUUUCUGCUGCACUGCUGAUGGCCUGUUCCCUCCAGGCAGGAGCCUUCGAGAUGCUCAUUGUGGGACGCUUCAUCAUGGGCGUGGAUGGAGGCAUUGCCCUCAGUGCGCUCCCCAUGUACCUGAACGAGAUCUCACCCAAGGAGAUCCGUGGCUCUCUGGGGCAGGUGACUGCCAUCUUCAUCUGCAUCGGCGUGUUCGCCGGGCAAGUGCUGGGCCUGCCUGAGCUGCUGGGAAAGGAAAGCACCUGGCCAUACCUGUUUGGAGUGAUUGUUGUCCCGGCUUUGGUCCAGCUGGUGAGCCUGCCCUUUCUCCCUGAGAGCCCACACUACCUGCUCUUUGAGAAGCAUGACCAGGCGGGAGCCAAGAAAGCCUUCCAGACUUUCCUGGGCAAAGAAGAUGUCUCCCGAGAGAUGGAGGAGGUCCUGAUAGAGAGCCGCGUGCAGAGGAACAUCCAGCUGGUGUCUGUGCUGGAGCUGCUCCGGAGUCCCUCCGUGCGCUGGCAGGUCAUCACAGUGGUCGUCACCAUGGCCUGCUACCAGCUCUGCGGUCUCAACGCGAUUUGGUUCUACACCAAUAGCAUCUUUGGAAAAGCUGGGAUCCCACCAGAAAAGAUCCCAUACAUUACCUUGAGCACUGGUGGAAUCGAGACUUUGGCCGCCAUCUUCUCUGGCUUGGUCAUCGAGCGCCUGGGACGGAGACCCCUUCUCAUGGGUGGCUUUGGGCUGAUGGCCCUCUUCUUUGGGAUCCUCACCAUCACGCUGACAUUGCAGGACCACGCUCCCGGGAUCCCGUACCUGAGUAUCAUCUGCAUCUUGGCCAUCAUCGCCUCCUUCUGCAGUGGGCCAGGGGGCAUCCCGUUCAUCUUGACUGGAGAGUUCUUCCAACAAUCCCAGCGGCCGGCCGCCUUCAUCAUUGCAGGCACUGUCAACUGGCUCUCCAACUUCGCUGUUGGCCUCCUCUUCCCCUUCAUCCAGAAAAGUCUAGACACCUACUGUUUCCUGGUCUUCGCUGCAAUCUGCCUCGCAGGAGCUGUCUAUUUCUAUUUUGUCCUGCCUGAGACAAAAAACAGAACCCAUGCGGAAAUCAGCCAGGCAUUUGCCAAAAGGAACAAGACACACCCACCGGACAACACUGACCCGGGUACACCUGAACCAAGGUGACCAGAAGGCCUGAGCCAGACCCCACCUCCACUCGGGACAAUUAUGCCAAAAACGGGGUUGUCUAAAUGGAUGAUCUUGCCAUUCCAGGAGAUCAAAGAUUUCCCUACAUGGUUACUAGUAUUAAGUAUUUAAGAAUAAACCUUUGCUAAUCUAACGUCACAA
This is a messenger RNA of Mustela lutreola (European mink), 2544 nucleotides long. It is a transcript of the gene SLC2A9, whose product is annotated as solute carrier family 2 member 9. Gene Ontology annotation, molecular function: hexose transmembrane transporter activity. Gene Ontology annotation, biological process: monosaccharide transmembrane transport. Gene Ontology annotation, cellular component: membrane. The record is from RefSeq and is a predicted model, not a curated record. The coding region runs from base 790 to 2382 and encodes 530 amino acids. The transcript has 14 exons. Lineage: Eukaryota; Metazoa; Chordata; Mammalia; Carnivora; Mustelidae.